Messenger RNA from Lactuca virosa, 1789 nucleotides. NCBI's taxonomy places the organism in Eukaryota, Viridiplantae, Streptophyta, Magnoliopsida, Asterales, Asteraceae. The record is from the annotation of a GenBank genome assembly.
AUGGAAGUUCUUUCUUUGAUUUCUGCACCAAAAUAUCUAGAAAAGCAGGUGAUUGUUGUUGACUUUGGUUACCUUUUGAAGUCUUCAUUGAUAAAGAAAGUGGAGGACACUGAAGUUGAUACAACAGAGCUAAGUGCUAUCAAGACUUUUCGCCCUCUUUUUGUCUUUAUGGUUGAUUUUUGGGCCUGGUUCCUAAACCGAAAAGGGUUUGAGUGUUAUUGUAUUCGGACUGGUAGUGUACAACUUGAUAAUAAAAGAUAGGGUUCUGUAAACCGUUGUGUCUUCCUUCACAGCUUCUGGAAUGGGUCCAAGGUACUAUCUAAAUCCUAGCUUCCCUCUCGAUUAGGUUUCUUAACUAAUUUUUUUAAUAUCUUUAUGUUUCGAAUAAGCUAUCAAAUAAUGAAACAUUGGAUUUCUGUUUUUCAAUCCCACCUAGGUUUGUUUCUUCAUUGUUUUUUAGACAUUACCGCAUUAACCAAACUGAUAAAGGACUAAGUAUAAGUUUAGUUAUUUUUUUCUUUUGUCUCCUUUUAUUAACUAACAACUAUCUUUGUUCUUUGUUUGGUGAUUCCAAGUUGAUUCUUUAUCAACAAUGAUAUCCCUUAAACUUAUGUUUCUCUGUUGGUACUGUUUACUUCCUUAUGUUACUAUCUUCUCAAUUCACUAAAUACUUAAUAAGAACUAUAAAUAACAAUCAUAAAGAAACAUGGAGCAAGAGAAGGAUGUGGUUGGUUUGGUUGCUAAGGAGCAAGAGAAGAGGUAGAUUGCAAUUUCUUUUGAGUGUGAAACACUUAAAGCAGAUGAAGCAGCAGAAGGGCAUAUUAGGCAGUUCAUGCCCAAAUUAACUGGAUUAGAUGCUGUUGGUAAGCAUAUCUUCAAACUCAGUGCAGUUAAUAUUGGGAACAGGAGUAUCACAGGUUUGGACUUGAAAGCAGAAGUGGGACGUUUGGAGUAGAAAUCUACCCUUUGUUAAAAUUUGUUUAUAUUAAAUCUAUCAAUGUUAGAAUUAAUGAAUCGUUUGAUGAUAAACAUGGUUAGUGAAUCUAACUACGACAACAAUGGUCCCUAAACUAUAUGGAAGUACAAAAGUAUGCUAACAAUCAAAUUUUAUGAUUUAUUAUAGGGAAAAGGCAGUCACAUAUUACAAAAGUUGUCAUUACAAACACUAUUUACAUUUCAAAGUUUGUCAUUAAAAAAAGUAAUAAAUUAUUUAAAAAAGAGUAAAUGGAACAUUUCUUUCAUUGCUUAUCCAAGUUCAUGAUUUUUUGGUUUUUAUUUUUUUGACUGCGAAUUUACAGGGCGUCGGUGUUAUCUAGAGUAUCAUGGACGUCAAAAUGACGGGUGAAAUCCAAAGCUUAUGUGCCCGGAAAAUUGGUCAAACCCAAGUUCUAUAGAAAGAUUUAUUGUGUUGUUGUUUACAAACCCACCAAGGUGUGGGACAGGGGCAAUUCUGUCUUUUUUUGUCUAUAAAUUUGUUUGUGUUAAUAUACUGCUAUGGUUAGUGAAACUUCUGCAGAGCUUCCUGAGGCUGUAUGGAAAGAGAGCUCAAAGAAAACUACAAAGUCAAAGAGAGAUGCACAGGUAGUUUCUCGCAACAUUUAUCUGAAUUUCUUCUGCUCUCAAACUUAGAAAGACACAUCAGCUUCUGUAAUUAGAGGAUGAGGAUGAUGUAAGUCUCAAUCCUUCUUUUUAUUGUUGCAUAAACAAGAAUAUUUUUUUAUCGAUUUUAUCAUUCAUGUCGAUAAGUUUAUGAUGAACAGCUGCAAUUAAAAACCAAAAAUUCUGACCC